Molecule: messenger RNA, 2514 nt
Organism: Meyerozyma guilliermondii ATCC 6260
Lineage: Eukaryota; Fungi; Ascomycota; Pichiomycetes; Serinales; Debaryomycetaceae
Gene: MEF2
Product: Mef2p
Exons: 1
Coding region: 1-2514 (837 amino acids)
Biological process (GO): ribosome disassembly; mitochondrial translation
Cellular component (GO): mitochondrion
Molecular function (GO): GTPase activity; GTP binding
Source: RefSeq, a predicted model, not a curated record
AUGUUUAGCAUCAAUGCUAGGACAAAGGUUCCCAUUUGGGUUCCUUUCAUAGCUAGAAAAGGGUUCCUGAUGUCCACGAGGCAACUUGCUGAACCAAAACUCAAUCAAGUAUCCUCUUUGAAUACUAGAAAUAUAGGAAUCAUCGCCCAUAUUGAUGCUGGAAAAACUACAACCACCGAAAGAAUGCUUUUUUAUAGUGGAAAGACAACCACAAUGGGAGAUGUUGAUCAGGGAGAUACCGUCACCGACUAUUUACCAUCUGAGAGACUGAGAGGUAUUACAAUUCAACUGGCGGCUAUUACCAUUCCAUGGAACAAUAAUAAGAUCAAUAUCAUUGAUACUCCAGGUCACGCUGAUUUUACGUUUGAAGUGAUUAGAUCGCUCCGCGUGCUUGAUGGAUGUGUGACGAUUUUGGAUGCAGUGGCUGGAGUCGAGGCACAGACCGAAAAAGUAUGGAAACAAGCUCAGGCAUUGAAGAUUCCUCGAAUAGCAUUUGUGAACAAAAUGGAUCGCCCGGGGGCUGGCUUCAGUCGAACAGUGAAAGAAGUGGUGCAAAAACUUCAAACCAAAGUGGUCUUGUGCAAUAUUCCAUACUUUGAAAUGCUGAAAGAUGAUGCAGUGUUUGUGGGAGUAAUCGAUAUUCUUCACAACAAGAUACUAAAAUGGAACAUUGACGAGGAUCCCAAUGGUCGAGAUAUCACUGUGAUAGACCUUCAAGAGGCUAAAGAAAGCCACCAAGAAGCAUAUAUGGAAGCAUUAAAGUGCCGUGAGUCAAUGGUGGAAACGUUGGGCGGCAUCGAAGAAACAGUUGUUGACGCCUUCUUGGAAUGCGACGAGGAUUACAUGAAGAUACCUUCGUCGAUUCUCAAGCUGGCUAUUAGAAAAGCAUGCAUUUCAAACCAAGUUACACCGGUAUUCUGUGGUUCUGCAUUUCGCAAGAUAGCAGUACAACCACUUUUAGAUGGGGUGGUAGACUACUUACCAUCACCUCUUCAAACACCCGUUCCAGAGAUCACCGCUUCAACAUCAAAAGUGUCAAAAAAGCAAAAACAAAAGAAAAAUUCAAAAGUUUCCUCCGUACCAAUAGAAAUGAAUCCAAAAAAAGGGCUUAUUGUUAACAAGAACCCCCAACUAACGGUUGCCUUAGCGUUCAAGGUGAUGACACACGCUACAAGAGGAGUCAUGACGUUCUUCAGGGUAUAUUCCGGGUCGUUGACAUCCAAUACGACGGUUGUUAAUACUCGUACGGGAAAGAAACUCCACUUGAAUAAAGUGUUAUUAAUGCAUGGUGACACUCCAGAACCAGUUUCACAGAUUAGUUCUGGAAACAUCGGUGUAAUUACUGGAACUGAAAAUGACGUUAUAACUGGUGAUACUUUGGUAUCGCAUGGUCCAGUGAAGCGCAAUUUCACUGAUCUUGAAACGAGCAUCAAACUUUUACCAAUUGAAAUACCACCACCUCUUUUCAAUUCCAGUAUCGAGCCUCUCACUGCCGGUGAUGCCAGGUACAUGAACGAGUGUAUUAACACUUUGAUAAGAGAGGAUCCUUCGUUGAAUGUAAAUGUCGAUGAAGAAUUGGGCCAAACUAUUUUAAGUGGCAUGGGAGAAUUGCACCUUGAAAUAGUCAGAGACCGCUUGAUCAAUGAUAUGAAGGCAAAGAUUAGGUUGCGCAAUGUUGCUGUGUCGUUUAAAGAGACUGUAUCAAAGCCUAGUCUUGAAGUUGUGAAGGCUAGCAAAAAUGAUGGUUUGGUCAAGGUGGAGGUAUCACUCGAGGCAAUUGAUGGUCCAGCUGAAGAGUCUACUCAUGCGGAUGAGAAUGGGUCGGUACUACUUGAGACUGAUAACAAUGUUGUAAAAUUACCUCCAGAAGCAGCGGCAUCUCAUAUUAAUGAGAGUCUUUCGGAAAGGCGAUGGAAAUCUGAACAUUCUCUUGAAGAAUUGAACGACAUUAUUUUGCAAGGUAUAACGACUGGUUUGCAAUUGGGUGGUCCGAUAUUGGGGCUUCCGCUUCAUUCGGUAGUUGUUAGAGUUAUACAUUGGGAUUUUCCUGUCGAAGGUAAAGAGGUGUCAGCAUCCAUGCUUCUUGACGCCAGUAGACAGGUGGUCAGAGAAGCACUCAGCAAGCUUCCAGAGUCUUCCUUCUGCAUUCUUGAGCCUAUAAUGCUGACCAGAGUGUAUGUUGACUCCGGAUCAAUGGGUGAAGUUGUUCAUGAUCUUAGCCACAGAUGCCUGGCACACAUAACGUCGAUUGAAGAUGAAAGUGAGAACAUGGAUUCCAAUGCAUGGGCAAACGAGGAAGCCGAGAAUCUCUAUUUGCCACAAGAUUAUACCAUGAAGUCGGGUAAAAAUGCGGUAAAUUUCACCAACAAAAAAGUAGUUGUUGCAGAAACUCCAUUGCGAGACAUGGUUGGGUAUCUUUCAAAACUUCGGUCCAUUACCCAAGGCCGUGGAGUCUUUGACAUGACAUACUUGGGAAUGAGAAGAGCAAUUCGUCCUGUCUUACUAGACAGCUAA